Molecule: messenger RNA, 837 nt
Organism: Fonsecaea erecta
Lineage: Eukaryota; Fungi; Ascomycota; Eurotiomycetes; Chaetothyriales; Herpotrichiellaceae
Exons: 1
Coding region: 1-837 (278 amino acids)
Biological process (GO): fatty acid biosynthetic process
Molecular function (GO): oxidoreductase activity, acting on the CH-OH group of donors, NAD or NADP as acceptor; quinone binding
Source: RefSeq, a predicted model, not a curated record
AUGGGUAAAACAGAUGUCCCCGGGGUCGCACUCAUUUCCGGCUCGGGCUCGGGCAUCGGGCGAGCAACAGCUUUAGCAUUCGCGCAAGCAGGUUGUACUCGUUUUGCGCUUCUCGACCUGAACGAAGAAGGCCUCUCGACUACCAAGAAACUCGUCGAGGAGGCUGUGGGGGGCGACAGCUCUGUCAAGGUUCACAUUUACAAAUGUGAUGUUUCAAACCCAGACAGCGUCACGCAAGCCUUCGCCGACGCCAAAGAGACAUUCACUCGUCUUGACUAUGCCGUUCAUUGUGCAGGGAUCAUUCUCUUCGGCCGCUCCACCGAGUAUUCCGUCGAGGAUUUCGACCGGCAGAACAGCGUGAAUUACCGCGGCCUGUGGCUAUGUUCUCGCGAAGCCCUGCGGAUCAUGCGCACUCAGUCUCUGGAUAGCGACGCAUACCCUGACGCUCACAUCCUGCCAACCCGCGCCCAGCGCGGUAGCAUUGUCAAUAUCUCCUCUGGCCUCGCGCUGGUGUCGCAGUCAAACUGUCCCGCAUACUGCGGCGCCAAGGCCGGCGUGUUGGCAGUCACCCGCUCGGACGGAAUCGACUAUGCCGCGGAACGUAUUCGAGUGAACGCUGUCCUGCCGGGAAUUGUGGAUUCUCCAAUGACAAACCCAGACCCGGAGACCAGGAAGUGGCUCGAAGCGAACGCGGUCCAGAACACCCCCAUGAGGAGAUUCGGAUUGCCUGAGGAAAUCGCGGACGUCUGUGUCUUUUUGGCGGGCAACAAGGCAAGCUUUGUCACCGGUGCGGGCUGGUGUGCUGAUGGCGGGUUCGUUGCUGGGAUGGCAUAUUGA